Passer montanus (Eurasian tree sparrow) is the source of this 1932-nucleotide messenger RNA. It is a transcript of the gene PLPP6, whose product is annotated as phospholipid phosphatase 6. The transcript is spliced from 2 exons. Gene Ontology annotation, molecular function: sphingosine-1-phosphate phosphatase activity. Bases 28 to 771 code for a protein of 247 amino acids. The record is from RefSeq and is a predicted model, not a curated record. Lineage: Eukaryota; Metazoa; Chordata; Aves; Passeriformes; Passeridae.
CCCCCCCGCAGGCCGCCCGCCGGCGCCAUGCCGAGCCCCCGCAGCAGCCGCGGCGGGCGCCCGGAGUUCCUGUCCCUGAGCCAGCGCGGGCCCGGCGCCCCCGAGAGCCCGUCCCGGCGCAGGGAGCCCGCGGCCGCCCCGCUGCCCGAGGAGGACUGCAUGAAGCUGAACCCGUCCUUCGUGGGCAUCGCGCUCAGCUCCCUGCUCGCCAUCGACCUCUGGGCCUCCAAGCGCCUCGGGGUGUGCGCUGGGGAGGGCUCGGCCUGGGGCAGCGCCCGCCCGCUCAUGAAGGUCAUCGAGGUGUCGGGGCACGGCAUCCCCUGGCUGCUGGGCACCUGCUACGGGCUGUGCCACACUGACAGCUCGGCCGCCCGCGAGGUGCUGCUCAACCUGCUCUUCGCGUUGCUGCUGGACCUGGUGAUGGUGGCGGUGGUGAAGGGGCUCGUCAAGCGGCCGCGGCCCACGCACAACAAGAUGGACAUGUUCGUCACCAUCUCGGUGGACAAGUACUCCUUCCCCUCGGGCCACGCCACCAGGGCCGCUCUGGUCUGCCGCUUCGUCCUGCGCCACCUGGUCCUGGCCGUGCCGCUGCGCGUGCUCGUGGUGCUCUGGGCUCUCAUCGUCAGCAUCUCCCGGGUCAUGCUGGGCAGGCACAACAUGACGGACGUGCUCUUCGGGCUGCUGCUGGGCUACGCGCUCUACGGCGUGGUGGAGCACUGCUGGCUGUCCCCGGCCACCGCGCCCGCCCUCUUCGCGCUCUGGAGCCGCUGACCGCCUGCUGCCCCGGCACCCAGCAGGGGCCCUGUGCUGGUGUUCUGAGCGCGCACGGGAGGGGAUUGAGGGGCUGAGCUGGCAUCCUGACCCCCAUCAGCCCGGCCAAGACUUCCACACGAGCGGUGCUGCAGGCUCCAGGCCUGCACUCAGAUGUCCGGUGCUGUCCUGCCGGCUGUCGGGCAGGGUCUGCGCUGGCUGUUCUCUGGUGACCAAAAGCAGUCUCUGCAGAGCCUGGGGAGGGCUCAGCACACCCCUCCGGCAGCUCACUGCUAAUACUGUGAAUCUGCAUGCUCUCGCUGGGCACCUGCCAUAGCCCAUGGCGUGUGUGGUAGCUGUGACUCUGCAGAGGUUUCUCUGCAGUGACCCUUGUAUCUGUAUCCUAUAAAUACACUGAUCAUGCUGCUGUUGUAAGCAUACCCUGCACAGCCUGCUCUACAACACCUGCCUGGAGGGGACCCACAGGGCUCUGUCCUCAGACAGAGCUUUGCCUCCCUAAGCAGUCUCUUCCCUAUUGCUCUCAUUUAAGUGCUGCACUAAUGCUAGAUGUGGAGCCCACGGCCCCCAGAGUCAUUGGGAAAGGAUGGCACUGAAGGGUUGGUCAUUCUGUGGCCAACAGGGUGAGCAGCUCCCAGCAGCAGCCUGCUCCUGAAGCUCUUGUCCAGAGCUUCCCAAAUCCUUUUUCCCUCCACAGGCUUUUCAGUAUUCCAGGCUGCAGAGAGUCCUGCAGAGCCAGCCCCUUCCCAGAGCCAAGAAAUACACCCAGCCCCAGGUCUGAGCCUUGCUUGCACCUCCUGCAGCCAGAGGCCUGGCUCUGCCAACCACGGCCACGGCUCCCUGUGCUCCAGGCAGGCUGGCUUUCCUCUUCUGGCACCACCGGCAGCCUGUUUUUCACAAAGGGCUGCUGGUCCUUGGCAGGAGGGGAACACAAGGAGCCUCUAUAAUGAGCUGGGGCUGAGACUGAGCCAGAAAAUCAGAGCACACUUCAGCAGGGACCACAGCCAGGUAGGGAGUGAGGGCUCUAGACUGGGCUCAAAUAAUCAACAGUGCUUCUGGCAUGUGGCUAAAGGGAUUGGGCCCAGGUGAGGCUCUUUGUGGUCAUUGAGGUCUAUUAGUGCACACUGGCUCUGGAAAGCACCAAUUAAAUCAUAUUAAAACCAG